This is a messenger RNA of Seriola aureovittata, 1542 nucleotides long. It is a transcript of the gene tsg101a, whose product is annotated as tumor susceptibility 101a. The coding region runs from base 345 to 1517 and encodes 390 amino acids. Gene Ontology annotation, cellular component: ESCRT I complex. NCBI's taxonomy places the organism in Eukaryota, Metazoa, Chordata, Actinopteri, Carangiformes, Carangidae. The record is from RefSeq and is a predicted model, not a curated record. Gene Ontology annotation, biological process: endosome to lysosome transport; protein modification process; protein transport. The transcript is spliced from 10 exons. Gene Ontology annotation, molecular function: ubiquitin binding.
AGCAGUAAGGUGAACUGCCGGAAAUUCCUUUUGUUGAUCAUCGGAUGUUUGUUUUCCGGCCUCUUUCUUGAGCUAGUUGUUUUCUAUUCUCAAUACAUUUAUUGAAUCUCAGUGCGUUAACAACAGAGGCACUGCUCGUGUUGGACAGAAGGGUUGUAUAUAAAACCAAAUCACUGUCUUAACUGUAGUCAGGCCCGAGGCUGGGCUAACGUUAGCCUAGCAUUCAGUGAAGCCCUGCUGGCUAGCGUUAGCUUGUAUUAGUUGUCAUCCCAGCUGGCCUUAAGGACAGCUGUUCAUUCAAUUAACGCAUUGUUAAGAACGCUUAAAACAAACGAUCAGAAACCAUGGCAGUUGUCAACGAAGGUGCCCUGAAGAAAAUGCUGAAGCAAUACAAAUACAGAGAUCUGACUGUUCGUGAGAUAACGAAUGUCAUCUCCCAGUACAAGGACUUGAAGCCAGUUAUGGAUGCUUACGUGUUUAAUGAUGGCUCCACAAGAGACCUGAUGAGCUUGACAGGAACAGUCCCAGUGAGCUACAGAGGCAAUAUCUACAACAUCCCAGUGUGUCUGUGGCUGCUCGACACAUAUCCCUACAACCCUCCAAUAUGUUUUGUCAAACCUACCAGUGCCAUGAUGAUCAAAACUGGCAAGCACAUCGAUGCUAAUGGCAAGAUCUACCUGCCUUAUUUACAUGAGUGGAAGCAUCCUCAGUCAGACCUGUAUGGUCUGAUUCAGGUGAUGAUUGUGGUGUUUGGAGAGGAGCCUCCUGUGUUUUCACGUCCCACUGCACAAGCUCCCUACCAAUCCUUCCAAGCAGCUGGACCCCCAAACCCUUCCUACAUGCCUGGCAUGCCUGCAGUGUCACCCUAUGGCCCAACUCCUAACCCAGGAGGCUAUCCAGGAUACCAGUACCCAGGAGGCAACUCUUAUCCGGCCACUGCAGGCCCUACACACUACCCAACCCAGACUCCAGUCUCCACAGUUGGUCAGAGCAGAGAUGGCACCAUUGGCGAGGACACCAUCCGUGCAUCUCUGAUUUCUGCAGUAAGUGACAAACUUCGCUGGAGGAUGAAGGAGGAGAUGGACAGAGCUCAGGCUGAGCUGGAUGCCCUGAAGCGAACAGAGGAAGACCUGAAGAAAGGACAUCAGAAACUGGAAGAGAUGGUCUCAAGACUGGACCAGGAAGUGACUGAGGUCGACAGGAACAUUGAGCUGCUGAAGAGAAAGGACGAGGAGCUGAGUGACGCCUUGGAGAAGAUGGAGAACCAGUCAGAGAACAAUGACAUUGAUGACGUCAUUGUGCCCACCGCUCCGCUGUACAAACAGAUCCUGAACCUGUAUGCUGAGGAGAAUGCAAUUGAGGACACUAUCUUCUACCUGGGAGAGGCCCUGCGUAGGGGCGUCAUAGACCUGGAAGUUUUCCUCAAGCAUGUACGCCUUCUGUCCAGGAAGCAGUUCCAGCUUCGUGCUCUCAUGCAGAAAGCCCGCAAGACUGCUGGCCUUAGUGACCUCUACUGACCCACACUGACCACCUGGAAGCAUC